AUGGUUCCAAAUCUGGGGCCAAACACAUCGCUCGGCUACACCCCGUUUGAGUACUGGAAGGGUCCCAAACCCGUCAUUCACAGACCAAAGCGCAAAUCUCGAGCCGUCGCCCUCGACCUCGAGCCGUUACUUCCCACCACCCCGGCCCCGAAGUCUAGAGCGGCCGCUAGGUGGCCUGGCCAACGUCCGCCUGCAGGCGUCUUCGUGGCGCAGCCAGGCACAUACAGGGUUCCGCCCAACUUGAAUCGCAAGAAGCCUUUUGCAGAGAUACUCGUUGUGCCGCCAAAGGUGUUAGUCCACCCACUUUUUCGGGAUGAGAUAAAGACCCCAGACUGGCCCAGAGGCUUCUCCCCAUACCCCGAUUCCAUAACAGACAUGAAAAACUCUUACUACAACGGCGGCAUCAUGGGCGACUACGAAUUCUCAAACGAGCGCCUCGGGCGGAAGACUGCGUGGUGGAAUUACAGGGCAUGGACGAAGCGGAUCUGGGCCGGCGUCGGCGGUGCCGUCGUCGUCCUCAUUAUCAUUAUCGUUGCCGUCGCCGUCACACAAACCAACAAGAACCGAUAUCCCGACUACUCCCAGCUGAAGUACCAGCUGAGUGACACAUACUCCGGAGAGGACUUCUUCGACCGCUUCAACUAUUUCAAUACAUACGAUCCUACGGCGGGUGCGGUUCACUACGUGGGCGCCGCCGAGGCCGCAAGCAGGAACCUCACCUUCGCCACAUCAUCCACCGCCGUCCUUCGAGUAGAUCACACCACUGGCAACACCUCAACGCCCGACGCCUCGACGGGCCGCUUCUCCGUCCGCGUCGAGUCCAAGACGCAGUACGACAAGGGCCUCUUCAUCUUCGACGUGAAGCACACCCCCUAUGGCUGCGCGAGCUGGCCGGCGCUCUGGUUCUCGGACUCCAGCAACUGGCCGGCCGCCGGCGAGAUCGAUGUCAUGGAGGCCAUCAACCAGGGCACCCACGGCAACCAGAUGACGCUGCACACGACGUCAGGGUGUGAGAUGAGCGUGAAACGCAAGCAGACGGGCUCGACACUGCAGUCGGACUGCAAGAACACGACAAACGGCAACGCGGGGUGUGGCGUCGAAGGCAAACCGUCGACAUACGGAUCUGCUUUCAAUGACGCCGGCGGCGGAUACAUGGCCAUGGAGUGGCGCGACGAGGGCAUACGCGUAUGGCAGUUUGCGAGGGAUGUCAUCCCCUCCGACAUCACGGCCGCCACGUCGCCUGACCCCAGCACCUGGGGUGAGGCCCUUGCCGACUUCCCCAACACGGCGUGCAACGUGGGCUCUCACUUCAAGAACCAGUCGCUCAUUAUCAACAUUGACGUGUGCGGCACGCUUGUCGAGGCCAAGUUUGCCCACUCUGGGUGCGGCGGGACCAGCUGUUCGGAUUUCCAGGCCAACAACCCGGACGCAUUUAAGACGGCGUACUGGGAGUUUGGGGCCUUUCACUUUUACACUGCGUCGUGA
Colletotrichum orchidophilum is the source of this 1485-nucleotide messenger RNA. Its product is annotated as endo-beta-glucanase. Gene Ontology annotation, molecular function: hydrolase activity, hydrolyzing O-glycosyl compounds. Gene Ontology annotation, biological process: glucan catabolic process. The record is from RefSeq and is a predicted model, not a curated record. Lineage: Eukaryota; Fungi; Ascomycota; Sordariomycetes; Glomerellales; Glomerellaceae. Bases 1 to 1485 code for a protein of 494 amino acids. The transcript is spliced from 3 exons.